AUGGCGGACUCAGAGAAGGCGAUCGGCAUCAUUGGUAUGGGCGAUAUGGGAAAGCUGUAUGCGACGAGGAUCAGCGAUGCUGGUUGGAGGGUCAACGCCUGCGAUGCGCCGAGCAAGUACGAAGAGUUGAAGGAGUUGUACGCCGGACACAACAAUAUACACAUAUACCCGGACGGCCAUCUCGUCUCCAGAUGCAGUGACUACAUCAUCUACAGCGUGCCAGCUGAGGCCAUCGACAGUGUCGUAGCCAAGUACGGUCCAUCUACCAAACUGGGCGCCAUUGUCGGCGGGCAAACGUCGUGCAAAGCCCCCGAAAUCGCUGCUUUCGAGAAACACCUGCCGCCAGACGUCGAAAUCGUGCCCGUCCACUCGCUGCACGGGCCGGGCGUAGACCCCAAAGGCCAGCCGCUCGUUCUGAUCCAGCACCGGGCCUCGACCGCGUCCUUUGCGCUGGUCGAGCGCAUCCUGGCCUGCCUGCAAUCCAAGCACGUCUACCUCACGGCUGCCGAGCACGACCGCAUCACGGCCGACACGCAGGCCGUGACGCACGCCGCCUUCCUGUCCAUGGGCGCGGCGUGGCACGCCAACGCGCAGUUCCCGUGGGAGAUGCCGCGCUACGUCGGCGGCAUCGAAAACGUCAAGAUCAACGUGACGCUGCGCAUCUACAGCAACAAGUGGCACGUCUACGCUGGCCUCGCCAUCCUCAACCCCUACGCCCGCCGCCAGAUCCGCCAGUACGCCGAGAGCGUCACAGAGCUCUUCAAGCUCAUGCUGGCCGGGCACAAGGACGAGCUCCGCGCCAGGAUCUACACGGCUGCGAAGGCCGUGUUCCGCGGCGACGGGGGCGAUGAGGAUCUGCUGCUCAAAGACGAGGUGCUGGAUCGGUUCAGCCUGGGCGAGAAGCCGCCGGAACGGGUCAAGAACAACCAUUUGAGCUUGCUGGCUAUGGUGGACUGUUGGUGGAAGCUGGGUAUCGUGCCGUACGAUCAUAUGAUUUGCUCGACGCCACUCUUCCGUCUCUGGCUGGGGAUCACAGAAUACCUCUUCCGCAAACCUGAGUUGCUGGAAGAGGUGAUCGAGACGGCCAUCCACGACAAUACCUUCCGAGCGGAUGACCUGGAGUUCACGUUCGCUGCUAGAGAUUGGAGUGAUCGCGUGAGUUUGGGUCACAUGGACGCGUACCGUGAAAAGUUUGAGCACAUCCAGACUUUCUUCGAACCUCGUUUCCCGGAGGCGAAGAGGGUGGGUAAUGAGAUGAUCAAAACGAUUUUGGCGAAAACCACGAAGUCCUAG
Messenger RNA from Diplodia corticola, 1293 nucleotides. Its product is annotated as prephenate dehydrogenase. Lineage: Eukaryota; Fungi; Ascomycota; Dothideomycetes; Botryosphaeriales; Botryosphaeriaceae. Gene Ontology annotation, molecular function: NADP binding; prephenate dehydrogenase (NAD+) activity; NAD+ binding. The record is from RefSeq and is a predicted model, not a curated record. The transcript is spliced from 6 exons. Bases 1 to 1293 code for a protein of 430 amino acids. Gene Ontology annotation, biological process: L-tyrosine biosynthetic process.